Medioppia subpectinata is the source of this 658-nucleotide messenger RNA. NCBI's taxonomy places the organism in Eukaryota, Metazoa, Arthropoda, Arachnida, Sarcoptiformes, Oppiidae. The record is from the annotation of a GenBank genome assembly.
AAUCACAUUCAAUACAAUACAUACCUGUUAUAUAACAGUCCACUCCAGUCGUGGCUAUUGUUUGGUUCAAUCAAUUGAUUGCAGUCUUGUUUUCACACAAGUCUUUCAUUUGGUUUUCAAUACACUUUUCAACCGUUUUUUGCAGUUUUCAAAAACUUUUGAUUUAUUCAAAGUUUUGUUAUUAUUUGCCAAAAACUCGUUGUGUUUCUUAACCACUGAUUUUGACUGACGAGGAAUGGAUGAGAAUCUGGUGGCCGUUCAUAUGAUUGAGUCAUCGGAAGGCACUUAUGUGACGGCACAAGUGAUGCCCGAAGACGACACCUACGAAGACAACGGCGACGACAAUGAGAUGAUUAACGCCACCGAAGACGCGGAUGAGUUGGAGGGCAACGAAGAGUUGGACGAAGAGGAGGAGCCGCAGGACGACCAGGAGUUGGAAGAGGCGGACGGCAACGAAGACAUGAUUGACAACUCGGAAGCGGACGAUAUAAUCAUCGCUGAGGCGGUUGUGGUCACGCAAUACAGCUGUAAGUUCUGUAACCGACGCUUCGAUACCAUUGACAAAGUGAAGAAUCACUACCUCUUGAGACACAAUACGGAUCAGUCGAUUGUGAAGCGCUUCUCCGGCGGCGGACAGCAGAAGACCGACGACAACGAC